AUGCCCGUGGACAAAGAACAUAUACUGGUAUCAUCAGUGCCACAAGAUGCCCGCUCACGCCUACCCCCAUUACCCCGCUACACGCCGGACUUGAUCACUUCAACACGAGAAGAAAAGGAUCUGCAAGAGAAAUACGAGGUAGUCGUCGUUGGAGCUGGCCCUGCAGGCAUCCUACUCACCUCCCUCCUAGCCCGGUAUGGGCUUAGGGACGAGCAUUCAUUGCUAUGCAUCGACCUGAAGGGCGGGACUCUUGGGUCGGGACACGCGGAUGCGCUGCAGCCGCGGACACUGGAGGUAUUGAAGUCGAUGGGUCUGGCCGAUGAGAUCAUUAAUGAGGGGUUCCAGUGCUGGGAACGCAGUGCGUGGGAUCCCUCGCCCGGGGACGAGGAAAAGAUCGAACAGGACUAUGUUAAACCGGUAUUGGAUUCCACUGCUGGGUACCGGUACCCGUUUGUGUUGUUGAUGCGCCAAGGAAGGACGGAGCAGAUGCUUGAGGCGGACUUGCUGCGAUAUUCGGAACGCGGGGCUCAGAGGGAGACAAAGUUGAUUGAUGUGUGCAUUGACGAGCACGGCGAUAAGGAAUUCCCGGUUAGAUGCGUGAUUGAGACGGCAGACGAUGGGCAGCGCGGAACUAAGACUAGGACUGUGCGGUGCAAGCACGUCGUCGGCGCGGACGGGGCCCACUCCACCGUGCGGCGAUGUAUGCAGCUCGAUCUGGUCGGGGACUCGCUGGGGUACAUGUGGGGUGUGGUCGACCUUGUCCUAGACACUAACUUUCCUGAUAUUCGGAGAUUUUCUUCAGUGCGCUCGGCGGGGGGCUCGGUUCUUGUCAUACCGCGGGAGCAGAUACCUGCAACCGGGGAGUAUCUGAGCCGACUUUACAUCCAAAUCCCUGGGGAGGUGGCUUUGGACAUUACCGCGGAGGAAGCUAGGGAGAAGCGCAGUGACAUCACGUUGGAAAGCUUGCUUGAGACUGCUAGCCGGGUGUUUAGGCCGUUUCGUAUAAAGCAGAAACAGGGCACCGCGGUAGAGUGGUGGGCUAUCUAUCACAUCGGGCAGAGGAUGACCGAGGACUUCAUCGUUAGGGAUUCUACUGGUCUCCCUCGCGUGUUUCUGGUAGGAGAUGCUUGUCAUACGCACAGCCCCAAGGCUGGACAGGGCAUGAACGUCUCCAUGAUGGACUCGUACAACCUGGCCUGGAAGCUCGCAUACUGCAUCCACGGUGUAACACCGACGCCUCUUCUAGAGACAUACGAAACGGAGCGGCGGGCAGUUGCACGGCAGCUUCUAGAGGCUGAUAAGAUUUUCAGCACGGCGAUGUCGCAGCCAAUUGCAAACACGCCGGAAUCCGGCGAUGCUCAGGGGCCGGUCUCCAAGCAACUGGAUGGAAUUCUCAGCGCUCUAGAGGGAUUUAUCAGCGGAUGUGGCAUUCAGUACCCAGGAAAUAUGCUCGUCGAGCUCCCUGCUAUUUCUGGCACCGACACUGAUCAUCUGUGCGGCAUUCUCCACCCAGGAACCAGAGUUGCAAACGUGAAGCUGAAGAGAUACGCCGAUGGGGCACCGCGGGAUCUACAAGAUAGCUUCCCCAGCACCGGUCGCUUCCGCAUCUUAGUCCUAACCUCGAACGACUUCCUGGUCCCCCUGGGCGUUUCAUCCAGCACCCUAAAUACAAUCGGAGAGACACUGCUUCCCACUUUUCCGCCUUCACUUAUAGAACAGGUCAUCCUCUAUCCCGGCCUCCGCGUCCGCCGACAUUUCUGCUGGGAAGAUCUCCCGAGAACUGUGAAGGUGUACUCAGAGAUGCGAUUGUUCGACGGCUCAGGCUCAGGUCUGGCAGAGGGUGAAGAUGCGUACACUCUCUUCGGUGUCGCCCCGGACAGGGGGCUAUGGCGGUGGUGCGGCCUGAUGGGUAUGUUGGGUUGA
Penicillium verrucosum is the source of this 1923-nucleotide messenger RNA. RefSeq lists its product as uncharacterized. The transcript has 5 exons. Gene Ontology annotation, molecular function: FAD binding. NCBI's taxonomy places the organism in Eukaryota, Fungi, Ascomycota, Eurotiomycetes, Eurotiales, Aspergillaceae. The record is from RefSeq and is a predicted model, not a curated record. Bases 1 to 1923 code for a protein of 640 amino acids.